AGACCAGGUCUUCAGUUCGGAGCGGCUCAGUCGUACCUGAGUCUGGAGAAACUUGGCGAGGGAGCGUACGCCUCAGUUUACAAAGGCAUCAGCAGGAUUAACGGCCAGCUGGUGGCGCUGAAGGUCAUUCGUAUGAAGACAGAGGAGGGCGUCCCAUUUACUGCCAUCAGAGAAGCGUCUCUUCUCAAAGGUCUGAAACAUGCUAACAUCGUCCUCCUUCAUGACAUCAUCCACACCAGAGAGUCGCUGACGUUUGUCUUUGAAUACGUGCAGACGGACCUGGCUCAGUACAUGAACCAACAUCCUGGAGGUCUUCACUCUCAUAACGUUCGAAUCUUCAUGUUCCAGCUGCUUCGAGGUCUCUGUUACAUCCACAGUCGCAGGAUCCUCCACAGAGACCUGAAGCCUCAGAACCUGCUCAUCAGUUACCUGGGAGAACUCAAACUGGCCGACUUCGGUCUGGCUCGGUGUAAGUCCAUCCCCAGUCACACGUUCUCGUCUGAGGUGGUGACUCUGUGGUACCGCCCCCCCGAUGUGCUGCUGGGAUCCACCGAUUACUCCACAGCACUCGACAUGUGGGGGGCCGGGUGUAUCUUCAUCGAGAUGCUGCAGGGGGCGCCGGCGUUCCCAGGGGUCACUGAUGUGUUCGAACAGCUGCAGAGGAUCUGGACGGUGCUCGGUGUACCCUCUGAGGACUCGUGGCCUGGAGUCAGUCUGCUACCUAAUUAUAAACCAGAGUGGAUUCAUCUGUCGGACCCCAAACAGUUCAGGACUGUUUGGAAAAGGCUGAACCAGUUGCCCUAUAAGACCGAGGACUUGGUCCAGAGGAUGUUGAAGAGGGUCCCUACAGAUCGGAUCUCUGCCCAGGAGUCUCUGCAGCACACGUACUUCAGCACGCUACCUCCUCCCAUCAUGCACCUCAGAGACAGUAAGGACAUGCUAUCAUGACAACAUGCUAACAAAACACUACCUCCUCCCAUCAUGCACCUCAGACAGUAAGGACAUGCUAACAUGACA
This is a messenger RNA of Paralichthys olivaceus (Japanese flounder), 1017 nucleotides long. Lineage: Eukaryota; Metazoa; Chordata; Actinopteri; Pleuronectiformes; Paralichthyidae. The record is from RefSeq and is a predicted model, not a curated record.